Molecule: messenger RNA, 2457 nt
Organism: Komagataella phaffii GS115
Lineage: Eukaryota; Fungi; Ascomycota; Pichiomycetes; Pichiales; Pichiaceae
Product: Putative ATPase of the AAA family
Exons: 1
Coding region: 1-2457 (818 amino acids)
Biological process (GO): ribosome biogenesis
Cellular component (GO): nucleus
Molecular function (GO): ATP binding; preribosome binding; ATP hydrolysis activity
Source: RefSeq, a predicted model, not a curated record
AUGGCUAAAUCCAGACCCAUUGUGAUAUCAAAGGACUUGGAGGAUAAGAUCACUAAUGCGAUAUCCAAACUGCUGGACGAAAAGACAGAACGUCUGAAGAUCAAGAAUGCUAAGAACGGCCAAGAGGAGGCAAGUACUUUCCCAGUAUUAGCUAGAGACCUAAAGGCAUCGGAAAUUUUACUGUAUGCCCAAGGAUCUGAUUUCUCCUUGAAGAGGACCAAGAAAUUCAUUUUAGAAAAGGCCAUAGAGAAAGUUUGGAAGGAGAUCAAACUGGAAGAGUCCGAAGAGUUGAAGGGUCUAGGACUCGAUGAAGAAAUCGACAAGGAGACAUUUCUGGCCGAAAAGAACCUGAUGGAGGUCGUAGACACAAAUUCGAUGAACAGAAGUAUUGUUGGUCUCUGGGGAUCUGGGCCUAAAGAGGAUGAGAAAGACGAAAAAGACAAAUCUGAGGAGAAAUCUGACGAAAACGAUGCCAAUACUGAGACUUCUGAUAAGAAAGAGAAAAAGAGGAAAGGAAAAGACUCUGAAAAGCCUAACAAGAGAAUCAAAAGUAAAGACAGAACACCGCCUUCCCUUACGCUAUCACAACUCGGUGGAUUAGACGAUAUCAUUACUGAACUAAUGGAAGUGGUUGGUAUGCCAAUUCUUCAUCCUGAAAUCUACCUCGCUACAGGUAUACACCCUCCUAGAGGUGUACUCUUACAUGGCCCACCAGGCUGUGGGAAGACGACUAUUGCUAAUGCCCUUGCUGGUGAGCUUCAAGUGCCCUUUAUUUCACUGAGCGCCCCUUCUGUGGUAAGUGGUAUGUCUGGUGAGAGCGAGAAAAAGAUCAGAGGAAUCUUUGAAGAGGCUAAAGAAUUAGCCCCUUGUUUGAUAUUCUUUGAUGAAAUUGAUGCUAUUACGCCAAAGAGAGAUGGCGGAGCCCAAAGAGAAAUGGAAAGAAGGAUCGUAGCCCAACUGUUGACUUCUAUGGACGAGUUAUCACUGGAUAAGACAGAUGGUAAGCCGGUAAUCAUAAUAGGAGCCACUAAUAGGCCAGACUCGUUGGAUCCUGCACUGAGAAGGGCAGGAAGAUUCGAUAGAGAGAUCUGUAUCAAUGUUCCCAAUGAGUUAGCUCGUUAUAACAUCAUGGAAUCAAUGAUGAAAACUAUCAAAGCAAGCGGGGAUCUUCAAUUAAUGAAACUUGCAAAGAUGACUCCAGGAUAUGUUGGUGCGGAUCUCAAAGCACUUGUUAGCGCAGCUGGAAUUUCCGCUAUUAAAAGGAUCUUCAGCACGUUGAGUCAAGAACAGGAAAAGAAAUUCAUAGAAGCUAUGUACGAGGAAGAAAAGCAAGAUGAGGACACCAUGGACAUAGACGAGGGAAUCACAGACAAAACCAGAGAAUUAACUCACCUCUCGACUAUUCAAAAGUUUCUACUUAAGCAUCCUCAUCCUCUGACGGAGGAACAGUUGGCUCCAUUGUCAAUCACUUAUGAAGAUUUCAUUACUGCAUUACCCACUAUUCAACCAACCGCCAAACGAGAGGGAUUUGCUACGGUGCCUGAUGUCACUUGGAAAAGUGUAGGUGCUCUAUCCAAGACCAGGGUAGAAUUACAUAUGGCUAUUGUUCAGCCUAUUAAAAGACCUGAAAUUUAUGAGAAAGUUGGUAUCACUGCCCCUGCUGGUGUUUUAAUGUGGGGACCUCCUGGUUGUGGUAAAACCCUUUUAGCCAAAGCAGUUGCCAAUGAGUCAAAGGCAAAUUUCAUUUCUAUAAAAGGACCAGAAUUAUUGAAUAAAUAUGUUGGUGAAUCAGAGAAGGCUAUCAGACAAGUUUUCUCUCGUGCAAGGGCAUCAAUUCCAUGUGUGAUUUUUUUUGAUGAAUUAGAUGCUUUGGUCCCACGUAGAGAUGCCUCAUUAUCAGAGUCGAGCUCAAGAGUGGUGAAUACACUGUUAACCGAACUGGACGGAUUGAAUGACCGUAAGGGCAUCUUUGUGAUCGGAGCUACCAACAGACCUGAUAUGAUUGAUCCUGCAAUGCUCCGUCCAGGUAGGUUGGAUAAAACCUUAUACAUCGAGCUACCUACGGCUGAUGAACGAUUAGAAAUAAUGAAGACUGUGAUCAGGGUGAAUGGAACUCCAAUUUCCUCAGAUGUCAACCUUGAAUCAAUUGCACACGACGAAAGAUGUCGUAAUUUUUCAGGAGCCGAUUUGUCUUCGUUGGUUAGGGAAGCUGGUGUUAUUUCAUUGAAAAGACGGUUUUUCACUGAGAUUAACCAAGGAGUCGAAGAUAUCUGCAUAUCAGACUCGGAACAAAUCAUGGUUACACCAUCAGAUUUUGAAACUGCACUGGAUAGUGUCAACCCAAGUGUGAGUGACCGAGAUAGACAAAAGUACGAAAGGUUGAACCGUCGAUUGGGCUGGAGUAAGACGACAGGUGGACCACACGGAGAUAACAAGGACGCCGAAGAGGACAACUAA